Messenger RNA from Caenorhabditis auriculariae, 3920 nucleotides. The record is from the annotation of a GenBank genome assembly. NCBI's taxonomy places the organism in Eukaryota, Metazoa, Nematoda, Chromadorea, Rhabditida, Rhabditidae.
AUGCUACCACGUCUCCUUGUGCUCCUCUUUCUUUAUCGCCAGGUUUUUAUUCACCAUUUUUUUUUCUGAAAUCAAGGUUAGGUCAGGUAUCCGUUUGAAAGAAGAAAAUUCACGCGAAUCGAAAAUUUUAAUCACACAAAACCGGAUGUUUUGAAUGGCAGCGCUAACGUGUUCUGCGCUCUUUUCUGUCUUUUGUUGCCCACUGUAAAAACGAUGCCAGUACAGUUCGGGAUCAUAUGAUAGAAAAAAAUAAAAAAAUUGUCCUUUUACUUAAGUUUCUGCAAUCGGAAUUUCUUUUUCACCAUUCAUUCUUUCAAAAACAAUGAAAUCUAUCUUGUCGGGAAACUUCAAAAAUUUUCUUCCGAAUCGAUAGUAAAAAAUAUUAGUCUGAUUCAACUUUUUGAUUGAAUCAGACUAAUAUUUCUCGCAAAAAAUUUACAGUAGAAAAAAAUAAAGAACUCUGAUUUUAACUUCAAUUUGACCCAGAUUUCUUAAUAAUUUUUUACUAUGUCACAAAAAAACGUUGAGUAGUUACGCGAAUCGAGAUCCGAAUAAAUAAUUUAGCGUGAAAAAAAAAAAAAUAAAAUCAAAUAUCUUUGACCGUUUCAAAGAAAGUUUUUGAAAGAUAGUUAACCGAUUAGGAAAUGAGAGUCAGAUAAAGAACAUUUCUGAUGUGCUUGUGAAAUAAAACAACUUGUAGGCUGAAGCGUCCUUGUACUUGAACGAGACGGAGACGUGCCAGCGCGACGAAGGCUAUGGCCGACGGUCCGUCGUCUGCGACCUCAACGGAAGACUUGCCGCAACCACGCGUCGCAAGCUCUCCGACAUCCUUACGGGUCUGCGCGACCGCAUCGGGUGUGCUCUUCUUUCCUAACUGUUGGCAAGGAGUAGAAAAAGUUUAUUAAUUAAUUUUUUGAUCGAAAAGAGGGUCUCACAAAGCUGAAGUCUGUUUAAGAAAAUGAUUGCUCAUUUUUUUGAGGGAGCUAGACAAGUAUACGGUAGAUCAUCACUUAAAAAUCUGUUCAUAAUUAAUCUUUCACUUUUGGAAUAACGAUGUAAGUUUUUGCGCUUCUAGAGACAUAGCCAGCAGUUAUAAACAGAUUAGAAAAUCUGAAAUCAUAGUCGAUUCAUGGCUAGCUUACGCUAAAAGGCGUGCCUGUCUGCGAUCUCCAUCAGCCAAACACUGUCUCUCUUUUUUUCGUGUCGGGACCCAUUUUUCGAUGGCUCAAGCCAACCGUGAAUAAGCUAUAGCUUCGUAUUCUUAUAAUAAAAUGAAAAUUUUGUUUUGGUUGAGAAAGGUUAUUUUUUUUUUGAUGCGAAAGAAGGAAAAUUAUGAAGUUCGUUUUCUUUUUUUCGCUCAUUUAUACCGCCUAAGGUUUCGAAAAGUUUGCUAUUCAAGUGUAAAUGGGCAUUGAAUGACUCGCGUCCUGAACUGAAAAAUUUCGUUACUAAUGAAGUACACCAAUUUAUCGAUUUUCUCUGGUCUCGAAGUGAAACAGACUAGCCAAAAAGUGUUCCGCUUGUCUCAUUCGUACACUUUGCAGCUGCGAAUGUGUUGACGGGUGCAUGCGCGCCGAUGGAACCGACGCCUUCAUCGGUCUGCUUCACGUCACCAGUUCACACAAUGUAUGUGGUGACUAUGACUGAAAUCACUCUUCUUUGCAAUCUUUCCUCAGCUCCUAUUUCAGACUGAGGACUUGAAAGAUGACAUGAGAAAAGAAUACGAAAGCUUGACGCUAGGAAACGCGACCUGUGAUCACGGACUUAUCUUGGUCUACCUGAAAGAUACUCAACAGGUGGGCAACAAGCCAAUUCGCGCAGCGUUGGCCUUGAAAAACCUAAGCGGUUUUCUGAAAUUUUCGGCUGAACGAGGCCAAUUGGAUCAAUGGGGGAAAUGGCGGUAUGAGGCAAUGUACCGCCUUUUUUUUCGUUGGCUGCGCAAAAUUCAAAUAUUAUCAUUGGCUAUUAAUAAUGAGCUGGCUAGGACAUUCCUGAGAUGGAAAUUAGAGGCGAAUCGGGAAGGUACCAUAAUGUGUCCACAAAGAUACCUCUCAAAAUCGUGAAGACCCCCAGCAUACCUUUUAGCGAUAUCUGAGCCGUAUCGGAGGCCCUUGAGAGUCUACCUCAAAUCCCUUUCAUUUUGCUCAAAGUCCUCAGAGGUUUACUCGAGGUACCGUCGAUAGAGUUCCGACCCUACGGCAUAGCUAAGAUGGUAUUGCGAUACCCUUUCUCGAUUCGCCUAUCACAAAAAUUCCCAAUCAUACCAUAUGAGAUUUUGAAAAAGGGUCGAUAAACAUUUCUACAAACAAGAAACCUAACUAGAGCCUCAAAAUUAACAAUUUUGGGACACAGAAAGCCGUUUUCAGCUCGCAACGUACAGAGGAGGAGAUUCAUUCGUACUUUUGACCGACGACGACAUGCAGAAGCUGCACCACGUCGCCUCUCAAGUGAUAUCAAGCAUUACUUCGCUCAAAAAUUUUUCAAAUUAAGCAAGGGCCGGAGAGCGAUACGCUUGCUCUGCAGUACCUCCUCGCCAACUACAAACAAGUCUCUGAGAGCCCGAUUCAGAACACUCCGUGGCUGGUGAGACAGAACUAGGCCAGCGCGUCUCGAUUCAUAUCUUCCUUUUUUCGAUGAACUAGUGCAAUCUAAGUAAAACAGAAAAAAAAUGGCGGUGAUUUUUAUCGAAUUGCGUUGAGUUUAGUUUUUCAAGUCUGAAAACUAGCGAACUGCGAAAAGGUGUAACAUAGAAAACAAAUUAUAUUAACAGGAAAAUGUAAUGUAAUUUUACGAAAAACCAUUCUGAAUGAAAAAUUACCUCGUUUAACAACACAUUUAUACUUUCACAUAGGCAAAGUCGGAGAGGGUGGAAAAAGGCUUCAUAGAAAAGUUCCUUUUGGGGUGACAGAGGUUCCUUUUUUGCACCAUUUUGCUGCCUCUCCCUUUUAUCCACCAUUUCUUGAGCCAAAAACCUAGAAAAAAGGGAAGGCUCGAUAAAGGGACUCGUUUUGCUGCCUUUUUUGAGCCUCUCCCUUUUAGCGGACACCAUUCCGACUUUGCCCGUGUACUCGUUCUCUGAUCGCUUCUCGAAUUUUUCACAUAUUUUCCUUAUUUUUUAUAAAUAAUAAUAUUUAAACCAACGACUUGUCCUAAAUAAUAAGAAAAUGAGCUUCGAAGAUAUCUGAAAAAGGAACGUUUCUGCUUUCAGCCAGUAGUGGGACUGAUUGUGGCCGUCUUGCUGGUCCUUUGCCUGCUCAGCAUUCUGCUCUCGCUUCUCUGUGCCAAGUGCUUCUGCUGUUGCCGCAAGAACAAGAAGGAAGUCUAUCAAGUCACCAAACCAGCGACAUACAAGAACAUCGAACCGCUCUACGUUAUAACUCCACCAUCGUAUGGCUUUUUUUUACCUCUCAUAAAGGACGAGAACUUGCAGGGCGCACAGUCAUCGAAUGCAAGACGGGAUCUACUCUACGCCAUACUCUGGAAGUCCGAUUCCGCCGCCGCCAGGUACAACCGUGCCACUGACGCCUUCUUCAAUUAACCGCCACAAAAUUGACCGGAACUAUCGUCCAAAAGACACGGUAGCUAAUGGAAUCUACUCAUUGACGAAGAUAUCCUUUACAGAUUUCGCGAAGCGAGAUGGACUCUAUUGGUCAUGGGGACUUUGAGCAAAGACAUAUGAUGCCGCCAUUCCAUGGAACGCCCACUCUUCCACACAUGGAUCCCACUUAUGGAACAAGUAAUUUUUGCGGAAAAUAUCAAUAAAAUAGUUUCUUUGAGUUCCCCGAGUGCGGCUGACAAAUCUUCCACCGCCUGGACCGACUUCUCCUACGCCGUCUUCGCCAAGAGACCAAAACGAUCUCCAGUUUUUAGACCCCAGAAGAAAACAAGAAAUUCAAACGCGUGAAGAAUUGAUCUAUUAA